AUAGGCGUCGAUCUAGGAAGAGAGGGUGGAAAAAACUAAAAAGCAAAGAUAAAAUAAAGAUACGAGCCCCCACCUUCCUUCGUCUCCUCAACAGGAGCCUCCCGUUCCGUUUCACUCUCGACCCUUUUGAUAUUGACGUCCCCAUUUUUUUCAACCUUUCUCUCUCUCUCUCUCUUGAAUUAUUAUUAUACAUUUUUGUGUGUUUACGCAAUUUCCAAAAUUUAUUAAAAUAAAAAUUAAAAAAAUCUCUCGUUCGGACAAAGAAAGAGAGAGAGACACUCUGUGAUCGGUCCUUGACGAGACAGUGCACUUUAACGGGCUUCAAAGUUUUUUGCUUUUCUUUUCUUUUCUUUUCACUCUCUCCUCGUUCUUUUUCUUUCUCUUCCAAUCAAGAACAAACCCUAGCUUCCUCUCUUUCUCUCUCUAUCUAUCUUCUUAUCAGUAGUAGUACUCUCUCAUCAGAUCAAUCAUCAUGAACGAUCCUCCUGAUCUGAGAAACGACGACGACUCUGCUGCUUGGAGAGAACUCACUGCUUCAGAUUCUGACUUCUUUGACAGAGACACUUCCACUAUCCUCUCCGACUUCGGCUGGAGCCUUGACCACUCCUCCGAUCAUCCUCGAAAUCUCUCCGAUCUUGCUCCAACCACCACCAAGACUCAUCCUUCCUCCACUUCUUCUUGUUCCUCAUCCGUUCUCGUCGCCGUUACAGAGGUUUCCACACCUACUACUAACCCCUCCGCUACCUCCAGCUCAAGCGAUGAUCCAGCUGACAACUCCGCGGCCAAAACACCACCGGAGACACCAUUGAAGGAGAAAAAGAAGGCUCAAAAGCGAAUUCGUCAACCGAGAUUUGCAUUCAUGACGAAGAGUGAUGUGGAUAAUCUUGAAGAUGGAUAUCGAUGGCGUAAAUAUGGACAAAAAGCUGUCAAGAAUAGCCCAUUCCCAAGGAGCUACUAUAGAUGCACAAAUAGUAGAUGCACGGUAAAGAAGAGAGUGGAGCGGUCAUCAGAAGAUCCAUCCAUAGUAAUCACAACAUACGAAGGACAACAUUGCCAUCAAACCAUUGGAUUCCCUCGAGGUGGAAUCCUCACUGCACACGACCCUCAUAGUUUCACAUCUCAUCAUCAUCUCCCUCCUCCAUUGCCAAAUCCUUAUUAUUACCAAGAACUCCUUCAUCAACUUCAUAGAGACAAUAAUACUCCUUCACCGCGGUUACUCCAAUCUACUACUGAAGAUGCACCUACCAUAUCUAAUCCAUCAGAGGAAGGCUUACUUGGUGAUAUUGUACCUCAAACUAUGCGCAAUCCUUGAGGGAAGCUUUGGUAACAAUAGCUAAGGAGGUGCUAACUCAUAUUGGUAGAAGAUAUUGCAGACUGGAAAAUGAUGGGAGGGUAUAAUUAAACAAUAUGGCCACAACUCGUUGUAACCAUGGAUCUAAUAUAUAACUAUAUAUAUUAUAAUAUAUAACUAUAUAUAUUACUCCAUUGUUCAUCAAUAGCACCUCACUACUGGUAGGUUCGCAAUUUCUAAGAGAUAUGUAUAUAUAUAUAUAUAUAUAUGUAGUAAUGUAUGUAGUUAUAUAUAUCCAGAUAAUUUUGAUGUAACUCAUCAACAUUAAUCUACUUCAGUCGUGGAAUCAUCCACAUUCAGAUGCAUGUAUAUGUGCACUUAAGAAAAAAAGAACGUGGAGGAUUUGACGUUAUAUUUAUUAUUCUACUUUUACGUUUCAA
This is a messenger RNA of Capsella rubella, 1731 nucleotides long. Its product is annotated as probable WRKY transcription factor 57. Gene Ontology annotation, molecular function: sequence-specific DNA binding; DNA-binding transcription factor activity. Lineage: Eukaryota; Viridiplantae; Streptophyta; Magnoliopsida; Brassicales; Brassicaceae. The transcript is spliced from 4 exons. The record is from RefSeq and is a predicted model, not a curated record. The coding region runs from base 473 to 1312 and encodes 279 amino acids. Gene Ontology annotation, biological process: regulation of DNA-templated transcription.